This is a messenger RNA of Pochonia chlamydosporia 170, 1059 nucleotides long. RefSeq names its product cyclin-dependent kinase. The coding region runs from base 1 to 1059 and encodes 352 amino acids. The record is from RefSeq and is a predicted model, not a curated record. Lineage: Eukaryota; Fungi; Ascomycota; Sordariomycetes; Hypocreales; Clavicipitaceae. The transcript has 2 exons.
AUGUCGUCCCCGUGGAAAAAGCAGCCCGAGGAUGUCGUUGACAGUGUUUUAAAACGGGCAGAAGUCAGCAAGAUUGCACGCAGACUACAGAACCGGUUGGCGCUAGCUCAAUUCAAAACGAAGCAUGGCUGGGAGGACUUGACGCUCGAUUCCAUCGAACCGAAGCUGGAAGAAGAAAUGCGAAGAAGACGCCUCUGCUGCGAUGGCGAUGUCCUUUCCGACUCGUCCUCUAGUGCAUCCGACCUGCCGUAUCCCACCAAGACCCUAAUGAGUUCGCCUCUCAAGGCACCCUUAUUUUCGGAUGCCAUUGGGUCGAGCAACGGAAGCUCAGGCCACCGGAAACGCACAUAUUUUGCAUCGUUUGAUCAUACAGCCUCCAGCCCGAGUAAGCGUUUUCGAGCAUCGCCGACAGCACACAAAUCCUUUUCUGGACACUCAACUUGGAAAGAUAGCCACCAGCUGGCACAGUCGUCACCGAUCAAGCCAAGGCGCCAGCAACACUUUACCACCUCGGGUGGGCCAGAUGUGUCCUUUUUCCAGCAGCGCAGAAUGACAGCCGCUCUGACAUCGCCAAACUUUGCUGCACCUUCAGACGACGAGGACGAUCUGCUGCCGGCACACUCAUUCAAUGUCAAUAACGUGCGCUCGUCUCCGCCUCGCACGCCUCCCAUGCAGACACGAAGUCUCACAAGCAAGCGCGGCAAGGAAAACUCGGAGGGCGCUAAUGGCGGCAAGACGGGCGAAGAGGGCGCCGACCUGUUGCUGUACCUGGCAGCGUCACCAUCUCCUGCCGUGAAGUCGAAUCGCGGCCGCAUGGAGCGCCUUUCAACCCCACCGCCGAAGAAUAGCAAGCUUGACUUACCAUCAUCCAUGAUGAUGACGCCAGGCGGGGGCAACCUGUUUCCUAAUACUCCUGGCCAGGGUUUUGAUUUUGCUGAUUUUGUCAACAUCACCCCCAGCCCAGCACAGAAACCAUGGAGAACACCCGGUCCUAUCUCGGCCCGCACGCCGCUCAGCGUUGCUAGACGAAGGCUUACAUUUGAGGAGCCUCUGGCAUAG